This is a messenger RNA of Alosa sapidissima (American shad), 2832 nucleotides long. Its product is annotated as G-protein coupled receptor 135. The record is from RefSeq and is a predicted model, not a curated record. The transcript has a single exon. Lineage: Eukaryota; Metazoa; Chordata; Actinopteri; Clupeiformes; Clupeidae. Gene Ontology annotation, biological process: G protein-coupled receptor signaling pathway. Bases 276 to 1649 code for a protein of 457 amino acids. Gene Ontology annotation, molecular function: G protein-coupled receptor activity. Gene Ontology annotation, cellular component: membrane.
UUUGUACACCAAGCAGGCGGAUAGGCUGUACAGCGCUCUACAGAAGUAGCAUCUGGGAGGAGAGAACAAGCACUCAAAACCAUGCCCGAAUCUGGACACGUAGCCUACUGCAAACGACUCUUCGAAAUGACGCCUUAGUAGUAGAUUAACUAUGUGACCGCCAAGUGGAUUCGCUUUUAUAAUAAGACGCAACCUGUACGCAAAGUGUGUAGGCCAUAGUAUUGCCAAAGGGAUGAAUCCUCUCCUAUUUCGUGGAUGCUCCCUAACUGUAUCCGAUGGAUUUCCCCAGGAACGCUGCCUCGCUCGGCACCAGCAACACCACUGUUGCGGACAACAAUACUGGGACAGAUUUCAUGGAAGUGGUGACACUGAGCACGGUUCUGAUCGGCUUUGGUACACCGAACAGCGUCAGGAACUACACGAGUUCAGGCGCACACAUCCAACCACACACCCCCGUGAGGAGUACCGAGGGGAAUUCGGUCCUCCGUGGUAUAGCUGUAGCCGUGCAAGCGCUGUUGCUCCUUAUCAUUUUCCUUCUCUCCAGUUUGGGUAACUCUGCAGUGGUUGUAGUUAUAAUCAAACAUAGACAACUGAGGACCGUGACUAAUGCGUUCAUCAUGUCUCUCUCCCUAUCUGAUUUGCUGACGGCCAUUCUUUGUUUACCUUUUUCCUUUGUGAUGCUUUUUAGUAAAGAUGGCAUGUGGAUGUUUGGGGACCGUUUCUGCAUUGCAAAUGGUUUUUUCAACACUUGCUUCGGCAUUAUCUCUACCCUUACGAUGACGCUCAUCUCAUUUGACAGAUACUAUGCCAUUGUGCGACAGCCACAAGAAAAGAUAGGCAGGCGGAAGGCCAUUCAGCUGUUGGUAGCUGUGUGGUUGUCGGCGGUAAUUUUCUCCAUUCCCUGGUACCUGGUAUUACGAACAUCAGAGCAGCUGAUGGUUCACAAGAGGGGCUUCUACCAUUGCAUGUAUGUGUUCCACUCUGGCACAUCUCGAAUGGGAACUUCUUACAGCAUAUCUCUCAUUGUGGUGUGCUACCUCUUCCCCUUCGCCCUCAUGUGUUUUUGUCACUACAACAUCUGUAAAACGGUCCGCUUGUCGGAGAUAAGGGUGCGGCCAGUGACCACGUACGCACACCUGCUCCGCUUUUACAGUGAAAUGCGCACGGCCACCACUGUGCUCAUUAUGAUCGUGUUCAUCAUCUUUUGCUGGGGUCCAUACUGUCUCAUGGGAAUCAUCACCGCCUUGGGCAAUUAUUCGUUCAACCCGGCCAUGGACACGGUCGCCAUCUGGAUGGCCUGGGCGAACGGUGCCAUAAACCCGUUGAUAUAUGUCAUACGGAACCCUAACAUAUCCUUGCUGCUGGGUCGAAGUCGAGGGGAGGGCUACAGGACUAGAAACAUAGCUGCGUAUCUGUCAACCCAAACACAGAGCCGUGAGGUCAGAACGAGAGCAGAUCGGAUUCGGGACAGAUACGUGAGUAGGCACGGAGCCAACAGCAGGCUCUCCUCCUCGAGCCCGGCGAACGGGGGAGAGAUUGCCAUGUGGGCCUGCAAAAAUCCAGCCGUGUUCUUCUGUCGAGACGGCCAACCUGACACUGUGUCCGAACCAGCAGUGCCCAAAGUGGAGACCGCUGACACAAGUCUGUAGCCUAAUGAAACAAUUACAAUUUAUGUCGUUGACUGUCUGUUUACAUUUAUCAAAAAUGGGCAACAUUGAAUUUACUACUUUUAGCCAAUCCCAGAAGCUGGACUGAAGUGACUUGAAUUAACUUUAAGAUGACUGUGCCAAACAAUGAACAAAUCAACAAUUUAGCAUGUAUUUCAUUGGUAACUGUUUAUCACUCGAUAUAUUUUUGUGACGUGCCAAUAGGUGGUUAGGGAUUGGAUUCCCCAGCACUGUGAACUGAAGAGUUAGUUAGCAAUGCCCAAAUAUAAUAAAGCCUUGAAAAGAUAAGGAGAGGUAGCCUACAGGUUUUUUAAACAUGCCUUAGUAACUUGUUUCCAACUGUGUGUGUCAUAUUAGCUUCUGGUUCCUGAUAAGGUCAAAAUCAAGCAGGUAGUUAUCAAAUUCCAUCACACCCAUGUCAUUUCCAGUGUGCUGAAUUCAUAUCAAAUUAUUGUCCAGGGGGGAAACAAAGCCAAGUAUCAAAACAUGUUAUGUGAGAUAUAACACCAAAACUGACCAUCCCCAUAACCCUGUAGUUUAUUUGAAAUGCUUGUGAAUGAAUUGGGUUACAUGUUUACCUCUUACACGAUUGGUGACCUCUUUGUGUAGAGGAUUUUGUUGACAGUGCUGUGAUUCAUAAUUGAUCAAAGUCAUAGGACUAAAAUCUGACCAUGGAUUUUGAUGACAUGUAGGCCUACUCACUCACAAUGCAUGUCAUAAUUGCAACACCACAGCCUUUCCUCACAUUAGCCAAUGGAUCUGCUACAAAUGAAUUUGUGCAACUAUGUAAAUGUAUACUCUUUCACUGACAGUUUUGAACGAAGAACAGCCAAGUAAUGAGCUAGAACUGCUUGUUCCUGUAUGUAACACAGAGGACAAAUUAUGCAAAUACCAGUGUUCAAUUUAAUGAGAAAUUAUCAGCAUUUCAAAUAACACAAAGCUGGACAAAGCAGCAAUAACAGACAGUGAAAGAGUAUCACCUACACAGCUUGUAGGAAAUCUGCAGAGGAGACCAGAAAAGGGGACUGUUUUCAAUGCAAGGGUGCCAUGUAAGAAGUGACAUGUUAUUUUUCAUUAACAUUAUUUGUAAGCAUUGUCUUCAAGGGAAACGCAGUAUUUCUCAUGCAGAAUCAAACAAAAAAGCACAUAAUUUUCUUAACAUUUG